UUUGCUGCAACCAGCCAUCAUUAAGCCUUGCUCUUUCUCCAAUCCCUCUGAUCUGCAUUCUCCAGUCUCUCCCUUUCCUUAUCUACCAUUUUCUUUCUUGUCUUUCCCUGUCUUCUCUCCUUAGACUCCUUACCUUUCCAGUUUGGAGGCUCAAAUUUGCUGUAUGGUUACGGAAAAAACAAGUAUUUAAGUGCUGAGUCUGUUUUCACAUCUGAAAAAUGGGAACAAUGCUAUCUGCAGGAUUGCUUUGUGGAAUGAAUGAGAUACAGCGCAAGCGCUAUGCAAGUCUCUUAGCGUGUUCAGUAUCGCGAAGCUCUACUCCCUUUCAUUCCCUUCCUCCCCUUCCGGUUCCAGUCCAACGGUGGGCUUAGAAAUUCCUCCAAUUGAACGGUAGGAAAUAACUCCAAUCAGAGUGCAGCCUUGCUAGCUGUUUCCGCCUUCCGUGUCUAAACGAACCAAUCAGACCGUUCCGAGAGUGGCGCGGUAGCACCGUUUUGGAGACCACCUUGGAUGGAGCUUGCCACUUUUCUACCUCCUUGCGCCCAGCCUUUCCAUGCCUCGCGCCCCAAAUUCGUAGCCGUGGAAGAGGGAACCGUCCUCUUCCUUGUCCCAGCCCCUCAAACUCGUGCACCAAAAGGGUUGAACAGUAGAUGCCGGAAGUGUGCGGAGCACCUGCGUGUCCCCAGCAAAUUGACGCCGGAAGUAGCAAUUGCUAGAGAAACGGUCCGCUGGUUUCAUUAUGGCGGCAAUCCCCCCAGACUCCUGGCAGCCUCCCAACGUUUACUUGGAGACCAGCAUGGGAAUCAUUGUGCUGGAGCUAUACUGGAAGCAUGCUCCAAAAACCUGUAAAAACUUCGCUGAGUUGGCUCGUCGAGGUUACUACAAUGGCACCAAAUUCCACAGAAUCAUCAAAGACUUCAUGAUCCAAGGAGGUGACCCAACAGGGACAGGUCGAGGUGGUGCAUCUAUAUAUGGCAAACAAUUUGAAGAUGAACUUCAUCCAGACUUGAAAUUCACAGGAGCUGGAAUUCUUGCAAUGGCCAAUGCAGGGCCAGACACCAACGGCAGCCAGUUCUUUGUGACCCUAGCCCCGACCCAAUGGCUUGAUGGCAAACACACUAUUUUUGGCCGAGUGUGCCAGGGUAUAGGAAUGGUGAAUCGAAUGGGAAUGGUAGAAACAAACUCCCAGGACCGCCCUGUGGACGAUGUGAAGAUCAUUAAGGCAUACCCUUCUGGAUAGACUUGCUGCCUUCUUGGGCACAUCCAGGCCUUCUGCAAUGGCCCCAGCGAACCAGUUUCCAGAUGACCUAGAAUGACAUACAACGUUAAACUUCAUUUUUGGCCUUGCAAAAGAAAGCUAAGGAAGCCUGGGGUCAUGGGUAAAUUAGAGAUAGAAGUAUAUUUUAAUAGAAUACUUCUUUUCUCUUUUCCCAGCACUUAGGUUGACAGAACAUUUGCAGAAAUGUCCAUAUUUGUUUAUCUGCAAAUUACUGUGGACUGCAGGAUGCAUUACUGUUGACUGCAUUAUGACCCAUAAUGUACCUCCUGUGUCUGCCCUGAUAUACCUGGAACAAAAUGAAGCAGACUCUCAUUUCAUAGUGCCUAAACAAACUUCUUCCUGAGGAGAUUUAUAUUCCGGCUUACACUGCAGUCUUUGAUGGCUGACAGCUACAGAAUUCAAAACCAGAUAGCGUCUGUCAGCCCUUUUAACCCUGUGCACACCCUAUUUCAGUCUCCUACUUUUGUUCUUCUAGGGAAUGUAUGCAUAUCUAUAUAUAUUUUCCUACUCAAAACCAGAACAUCAACAUUGCUGUUUUUGACACUUAGACAUCCCACGCAAAGCCACAUUGAAUUUUUGCCAAAUGAAAAACCCAUCCAACAGUCAGUCUCCAAGAAGGUGUCAAGUGGGGAAUGAUAAUGUGUAAUAAUCAAGAAAUGAAUUUAUUAAAGGAAAGCAGAAGCACUGACCAUCUUCUUCCCAGGGAGGAGUAGAAAUACAUAGUGAGUGCAAGGACAGACUAUGGACUCUCCAUACAAAGCAGAACCCUCAAAGGAGAAGCACCAUGUAAAUUUUUUUGGCCUUAGACUUUAGAGAAGUCAGAUAAGAAUUUUUUAUACAUUUCUUCUUCUAUAAUUUUUUUUUAAUUUGGGGAGAGAAGUAGGGAUAAAAGGAAGGAAGUUAAUAUCUAUGUAAUACAUAGACACUUGAAAAAUAAAAAUGCCAUUGAUGGUUG
Molecule: messenger RNA, 2234 nt
Organism: Nycticebus coucang (slow loris)
Lineage: Eukaryota; Metazoa; Chordata; Mammalia; Primates; Lorisidae
Gene: PPIL1
Product: peptidylprolyl isomerase like 1
Exons: 4
Coding region: 740-1240 (166 amino acids)
Biological process (GO): protein folding; protein peptidyl-prolyl isomerization
Cellular component (GO): catalytic step 2 spliceosome
Molecular function (GO): peptidyl-prolyl cis-trans isomerase activity
Source: RefSeq, a predicted model, not a curated record